Messenger RNA from Triplophysa rosa, 2889 nucleotides. RefSeq lists its product as uncharacterized. Bases 70 to 690 code for a protein of 206 amino acids. The transcript has 4 exons. Lineage: Eukaryota; Metazoa; Chordata; Actinopteri; Cypriniformes; Nemacheilidae. The record is from RefSeq and is a predicted model, not a curated record.
UCGUCCCGCCCCGCGGCCGGGGAGGCUUACGGAACGUAUUCCGGUGCGAAGGUUUGUUGUUGUCAUACCAUGCCACGAAACUAUAUUCGAAAAACUGACUGGGGCUCAGCAACCUAUGAGGAACUGGAGAAAGCUUUUGUUGAAGUCAAGCGUGGGAAAUCCAUCAGAACAGUGGCAAAAGAGAGAAAUAUUGGCAGGUCGACACUGCAGAGGUACGUGAAAAAGGCAGAAGGAAAACGGGAAAAAACUGUAGGGUACAGAGGAACAGCAGAAGCGCAGAGGAUCUUUUCCAACGAGUUAGAAGAGGAACUGUCAGAAAACGUAAAGACGCUAGCCGAACGCCUCCAUGCUGUUACUCCAAAGAAAUGCCGUCAAAUGGCUUUUGAAUUGGCCCAAAAGUAUAACAUUCCUGUGCCAAACAACUGGGGAGAGCAGAGAUUGGCAGGCCGAGAUUGGUGCAGUAGUUUCAUAGCCCGCCACAACCUCUACUGCCAUAUAACUGAAGCAACAUCUUUGGCAAGUCAUGGACAGGUGACAGAACUUAGUUUCGUCGACAAAGAUGAAAUGAAGAAAGAAAUCAGAGAAGAAAAUGAUGACGUUGCCCCGCUUCAUGAAGUUUUGGAGGAUGAGAGUGCUGAGAUUUGUGAUUCGAGUCAAGACAUGUUAAACAGUGACUUGUUUAUUACGUAAUAUUUUUUUAUUAACUAUUUUUUUUGUUUAUUUGUUCUUUCAUUUAAAAUGUAUACUGUUGAUCCUAAUCUAAACCCACAUCUAAAGCUAAAUCUACCAACACGCUGUGCACAACAAGUGCAAUGUACUAUGAUAUGUAAUUGACAGUUAAGCAAAACCCCAAAUGCUAAUUUGUAGACAUUGUUAUUUAUCAUAAUUUAGUUAACUAUAACUUUUCCCCUACUCUUCAGUGAUACAUAUAGGCCCGGUUUCACAGACAAGGCUUAAGGCUAGUCCCAGACUAAAAUGAAUGUGUGACCUGUCUUAACUGAAUAUAAAUUGCCCAGAAAUAUCUUAAAAUAUAUCAUUGCCAUUGUUUUGUCUCAAGAUGCACACCAGUAAUGUAUUCUUCUAAGGCAUUUUUAUCAAAGCGACAUAAAUAUCUUAAUUCAACUAAGGCAUAGUCCUGGCUUAAGCUAAACCGUGUCUGUGAAACCGGGCCAUACAGUAUAGCCAGGAGAAUUUUCAUUUAUUAGCUUUAAGAUGCUAUAGGAAUAACAAAAUCUGUUCUUAACAUGACUGUUGUAUUUAAAAUAUUUCAUAUGUUAAUUUUGUUGCUUUUUGCACAAGGAUAUUAAAUGAAAUGUUAAUUUAUGAUAUCUCAACAAUUUUUUCUGUGGUUUGAGUGAAUGCUUGUAUAUAAUUAGUUGUCCCACACAGUUGUCUCUUUCUAUCUGCAGAGCUUUUGUGGUGACAAUGAGCUUUAGUCGUUUUCAUCUGAAAGUCACUUUAUGCUUAUUCUUAUACGUUACCGCCCAGUUUAUUAUUCCAGCAAGCAAAAGUACCUGUAAUUUACUCACUAGGUUAAAAGAGCAAUGUGGAGAUUUUAGCGGCAUCUAGCGGUGAGGUGGAAACAAUGCAACCAACGGCUCACUCCACCCCUCCCUUUCGAAGCACUAUGGUGGCUGCACAGAACUAAAAUGUCAUCGCGUUUUCACUUCUUUGCCAAAGGAGAUAACACUCUGUAGAGCAGUUUGUCCAUUUAGAGUUUAGAUGGCGAAUUCCAUGCAAGGGGACAUGUUUCAUCAUGUAAGGUCUUUAUACACUUCUGAAAACAUAGUUAUGUAUAUUAUAUUGCAUUUUUGUCAAUAGAUCCUCUAAAAAAUGAGAGGAAAAAGGAAUAAAGAACAAAUAUAUAAUAAUACUAAUAUAACAUUUGAAAAGUAACGUGUCAACUUGUUGAACAUUGAAAUCAGCUUUAAGGUGUCCCCUAGGUGUUUAAAGCGAUUCCAAAAAGGAUAUUUUGAAGAAUGUUGGUAACCAUUGGCCCCCAUUGACUUCCAUUGCAUGGCCACAAAACCAAUGAGACAUUUUUUUAAAUGUCUUGUUUUUUGUUCUACAGAAGAAAGUCACGCAGGUUUUGAAUUACAUACACGAGGGUGAAUAAAUGAAGAAUUUGUAUUUUGAUUGAACUAUCCCUUUACGAGGAGUUUAGUUUCUGAAACUACAGCAGUGUUGGUUGCAGUGGAUUAUGUAGCUAAUUACUGUUAUUUUCCCCGAAAAAGUAAAGUAAGACUAAUGGCUGGAAUACACUACAAGACUUUUAAAAUCUGAACAGAUUUUAACAGAAUCUGAACAGAACUAGACAUCAUACACUUGCAGACUUUUUGAAAGUUUUAGAAACAAUUUUAACUGAUUAAAUCUGCAGACUUGCACAGACUUUCUGCAACAAGUCCAGACUGAAAAUCUGAGCUAAAGUCUUGUAGUUUAUUUUAGCCUUAAGACAUUCUUGUAGUAUUUAAGUGAUUCAGUUGCAGUUACUGAUGAUGUACUUGCAGUACAUACUGUAUAUACUUUCAAAAAAUAUGUAUUAAACCAUUCUGCAAUUAAAUUAGGCGAGUUUGUGUUAAAAAGGUAGUUAGAAGUGUGUUAGAAAAUCAGCCCAUUUUAUUGAAACAAAUAUAAAGAUUAACAAAAGUGGCCAAAGAGGAUGUCCAGUUUUGGAAAUUUGACAUCUUUGCCUUAUGUUCAAAUAAACGGUUGAAAAUACAAUAAAAUGUUAUAUUGAUGUUUCAUGAUUUUGGAGUGUAAACUGAGCAAAUGCACAAAGCUUAUAUAGUCUGGAGAAUAAAUAUCCUUCAUUUAGUGUUUUGUCCAUAUGCCCUACAGCUCAUAUCUUCAUGGUUUUAUUCAACCUGAAGGGAGCAAAUAUUGGACAAA